Molecule: messenger RNA, 3181 nt
Organism: Seriola dumerili (greater amberjack)
Lineage: Eukaryota; Metazoa; Chordata; Actinopteri; Carangiformes; Carangidae
Gene: ssr1
Product: signal sequence receptor subunit 1
Exons: 9
Coding region: 95-976 (293 amino acids)
Cellular component (GO): endoplasmic reticulum; endoplasmic reticulum membrane
Source: RefSeq, a predicted model, not a curated record
CGUGGUAGGGAUCGUAACGGAAGCUGCACGGCGUCGCACACAGCCUGGCUGUCUGACCGACACUGAAUGAAAGCGCACUGAUUUCGACUUCAAGAUGAUGAAAUUUCUACCCAAACUGCUGCUGCUAGCGCUGUUAGCCUUCCCGGCGACUAUCCUCAUCAAAGGGCCGGUGGUGAGUGCCCAGGAUCUGACAGAGGAUGAGGAGGCUGAGGCCGUGGAUGAAGACGUUGUGGAUGAUGUGACAGCUGAGGAUGAAGACGACGAGGCGGAAGUGGAAGAUGAUGAGAAUGCAGAAUUGACGGAGGAAAAAGAAGAUGAAGAGGAAGAAGCGCUGGUUGGAGAGGUGAAGGCUUCCCCCAACGCUGACACCACCAUCCUGUUCGUCAAAGGAGAAGACUUCCCAGCCAACAACAUUGUCAAGUUCCUGCUCGGCUUCACCAACAAAGGACCAGAGAACUUCAUGGUGGAGUCUCUGGAUGCUUCUUUCCGUUACCCACAGGAUUACCAGUUCUACAUCCAGAACUUCACCGCUCUGCAGCUGGGCAUCGUGGUUCCUCCCAGCAGACAGGCCACCUUCGAGUACUCCUUCAUCCCCGCUGAGCCGAUGGGAGGGCGGCCAUUCGGCCUCGUCAUCAACCUCAACUACAAGGACAGCAGUGGAAACAUUUUCCAGGACGCCGUGUUCAACCAGACGGUCACCAUCACUGAGAAAGAGGACGGCUUAGACGGAGAGACCAUCUUCAUGUACGUCUUCCUGUCCGGCCUCGGGCUGCUCGUCGUCGUCGGCCUUCACCAGCUGCUGGAGUCCAGGAAGAGGAGGCGUCCAGCUCCAAAGGUUGAGAUGGGAACUUCGAGCCACAACGACGUCGACCUGAGCUGGAUCCCUCAGGAAACCCUGAACCAGAUCAACAAAGCGUCUCCAAGAAGAUCUCCUCGCAAAAGGAGCCAGAAACGCUCGGCCGGCUCCGACGAGUGACGGGCGCCCGACACCACGGCGACAAAACUCCACCCACCUGUCUAUGUAAAAAGGAGGAGGAGGAGGAGGAGGGCUGCGAGCGCCACGUCAAGCGCACGCUCUCCUCUCCACUGAGAAACUUUGAUCAGUGCCAAGCACAGCAACGGCUGGCUCUACUUUCAGCUUAAAAACUGUUCCCCACACACACACACACACACACACACACACACACACACACACACACACACACACCACAGCCCUUUUUGUGUAACGAUUUGUUUUGUGUGGCGGGAGGGAGAGAAUCAUCCGUGAACAGGUGUGUUGGUUUCUGAGGCACGAGGACGUCUGUUAAAACCUCCGUGAGAGAACUGCUGAUAUUUUCAUUGAGACAGUUUGAUUGUUGUUUUUGUGUGUUUGUUUUUUAUUACCUCUCACUGUGGUGUAGGGCUGAAACCAUUAGUGGAUUAAUUGAUCUACAGAAAAUGAAUCGGCAACAAUCUUUGUAAUUUUUCAAGAAGAAACUGCCAAUCAUGACUCACCUCGGCUCUUUUCAUUCUUCUUCAUGUUGUCGACCAUAGCUGAUGAAUUGACUGUGUCUUUCAGAUUAAUUGAUAAUGAGAGAACUGGUUAGUUGCGGCCCUAUGGUAGCCAUGGUAACGGUAACAGAUGCAGUUGGUUUUUGUUUUGCAGGGUUUUUUUCAGUGUAGUUUUGCGUGCGUGGAUUCUGUCGGCACAUGUUGGAUUUUUGUGGAGAGCGUCCGUUCUCGUCCGGCUGCUCCAUCAUCCUCCUCCUCCUUCUUCUUCUUCUUCUGUCCUUUCUUUGCUCGUUUCAUGGCACAGAUCCUGAGUGUGUCCGCUGUCACAGAUUCACACACUACUGACGCUUGGUGCCGUCCGUCUGUUAAACUGCAGCAGUGUCCAGAUCUCCUGCCGACCGCUGGACGAACAACAGUGUUUAUUUUUGAUUCGUAGAGGAAGUCGGCGACGGUAACGUAGUUUUCAAACCAAGAAAAUGUGAAUUAAACGCAGAAGGAGAUUACAGGAACAUAAACACUCAAUAGUAAUCGUUGUGUGUAGUGAUGGCACGAUCAGUGUGUGGAGCUGCACGACCUCCUUAACAUCCAGGUCUUAAAAACACAAACGCUUUGGCCUCCAGGUGUUGAAGUUGUGUGAAAUCUGAUGUUGAGCCACUAAAAAUGGACAUGAUCUGUAUUUAUCUGUUAUUCAGAUUUACUGAUUUCCUCUUGUACAUUUGAAUUUGUCAUAUUUAGGAAGGAAAAUGGAUUGUUGAACCCAGUGACCAUCAGUCCUCUGUGAUACCGGUUUGAACAUCCUUGGGGUUUUACUUUGACUCUGGGAAACUAAUGGAAGUUUUUCACUAAACGAAUCAGAGUGUAGCAUCGUAACAUUUGUGAUGCGGCCGUGAACGUUUCAGAUCUGUGGAUGUGGAAUAAGUGAAGGGCGGGAGCGUAGCAGCAGAGUGGAGGAGCGAGGUGUCGGAUAUAAACCUGCCCUUUAACCCCGACACGCUAAAUUUAAACUCCCCGUGUCGGCAGCGGAGUGAGUGUGAAGGUUGCAGCAGAAAUCCCUGAACCCUCGACGGUGCCUGUUUUCUACUUCUCUGUUUUGUAAAUUCGUUUACGUCUUCUCUCCUCAAGCAGCUUGUUUCAAAAUUAGAAAAAUAAUUUACCGAAUGGAUAAUUUGAGUUGUCUUUUUCUUUUUUCCGUUGGAUUGUAAAAAUGUUGAACUGGCUGAAGCACUGGUGUAAAUACUGGCUGAUGGAUGCUGAGGCGAGGGAAAUUACCGAGCUAAUUUAUUUGAGUAACAGACUGGGCUUAAUGGGGGGGUUUGUAUACUGUAUUUCUUUGUUUUACCACUAGGGGGCAGCACUGACUGACUGCAGGCCUCCUGUGCUGCGCUCGUGUUAUUUACAUUGAGGCUUUGUGGUUCUGUGAGUAACUGCCCUCAGAGUUUGGACCUGAAAUUCUUACACGUCCUUUAAUUUCUGCAGAAAUAUCAAAAAUAAAAAAACCAGCAGGAACAGGAAACACGGUCUGACCUUUAAUAACCUGCUGAGGCUCGUUGAUACCACUCGUUUACCACAGAGAGCUGAGCUGAUGAGUUGUUUUUUUUCUAAAAUGAUGGGGCUGACAUUCAUAGAUACAAGCUUAUACUUUUAUUUGCUUUUAAAUGUGCAGGAAAAUAAACUUUGAUGAUUUGCUGUA